Molecule: messenger RNA, 2391 nt
Organism: Closterium sp. Yama58-4
Lineage: Eukaryota; Viridiplantae; Streptophyta; Zygnematophyceae; Desmidiales; Closteriaceae
Source: the annotation of a GenBank genome assembly
AUGCCGCUCUCUCUCCGCUUCCUCUCUCUCCUCCUCCCCCUCGUGCUCGCCGCAUCUUCCGCCGCAGUUAACGGAGAGGAGUACGAGUCCAACUUCUGUGACCGUUACGUGCGCUACCUCGGGCUUACCUGCCGCGAGUAUCAGGUUACGACGGUUGACGGUUACAUCCUCAACUUCCAGCGAAUCCUUAACGCAACUGCUUAUAACGCAUCCAUCUCCGCAGCAGCAGCAACAACUUCAGCAACAACAGCAGCAACUGCUCCCACCACCAUCACCCCCACCACUGCCACCACUCGUUCCUCCUCUUCUCCCUCCUCCUCCUCCUCAGUUCCCUACCCUGUGCUUCUAGACCACGGGCUUAUACUGGGGGGCGAGCUCUGGUUCGGCCUCUCUAAUGUCACAGUUGACCCUAUCGCGUACAAGAGGCUGCCUGUGAUUCUAGCAAACAGGGGCAUGGACGUGUGGGUGGUUAACCACCGCUGCACCGAAUAUUCCCCCCGCCAUGUGACUUACACAACAGAGCAAUGGCAAUAUUGGGACUGGGACUUCGACCAGCUGGUUCAGUUCGACCUGCCUGCUGUGCUGCGAGUUAUCACAGCAGUAACCGCCUUCCCAAGAGUGCACCUCGUGGGGUACAACCAGGGCGGAAUGCUCCCCUUCGCCCUCGCAUCCACCUACCCUGAGUACACCCGCCAAACAGUCGCCUCUGUCACUGCCGUUGCCCCCAUCGCCUACCUCGUCAACAUCACCUCGCCUGUGCUGGACGCCUGGGCCAACAACUGGAGCCCUGAUAUCUUCUUCUAUCAAAACCAUUUGCUCAACGGCGCUUACAACCUCACAGCAACGGAGGUUCUUGUCUCCACGCUUCGCCGCGUGGGCUUUAACUUCUACACCGUUUUCACUCCCUCGGGGAAUGUACAGGACAUUCUCAGUAAUGUCACAGGCCCCAUUUGCUGCAUGGAUCCUUACGCCCCUCCUCUCUCACUCAACCCUCAGUGGGUCGCCACUUCUUAUCGGGCUCUGAUUCACUACCAGCAAGAGAUCCGGGAUCGGCAGUUCCAGCUGUGGGACUUCCUGUCAUCUGAAGCCAACACUGCCAACUAUGGAUCAUCCACUCCCCCUCUGUACUACCCGAGCCGCCUGCCAACCAACAUUCCGGUCCUGAUUAUCUCCGGGAGCAACGAUUGGUUCGCCGACCCUGCCAAUGUGGCUCGGCUCAAGUUGCAGCUCGGCACGAGCCGGUGGAAUAACUACUCCCUGGUCAUCGUGGCCUCACCUAUUCGGCUCCUCGACUCUCAUGCAAGCAAUGAUUCUGGGCAGCUUGAGAUGAUUCUGUACGACAGCAUGGGACAACAUUCCAAGGCGCCAGAGGUUUUCGACAAGACGAAAUCGUUAUUAGCUGUCAUGGCAAAUAAUGCCCACCCACAGGCAGACAUGGAGCAUGUCGAAACUGUACUGCAAGAGGCGGAGUGCAUCGUGAUGGAGUACCGUCGCUCAAUCCGCGCAGACAUCUGCGAGCACGCCGAGGGGAAGCUGUUGCCAAAACUGGUGGAGCUCGGCAUCAACGUCCCUCCACAGAACACCGGCAGGGUGACGGAUGAUGGGGCUGAUGUACAGCUAGGUGACAGUGAUGUUCGCGCUAGACUAGCAAAACUGCAUACGGAAGUUCAGAUGCUAAAACGUGAGGUGACAAUCCUCAACGCCAGUCUCGUCGCCAUUGGGCAGGUACUUGGGUACACUCAAGACCAGUUGCUAGCGGCAGCCGCGUAUGUCCUGCAACAAAGCGGUCCAGGAGGGAGCACCAAGUCUGGCUGUGCAGGUGUUAACACCGCUCCGUUCACACUCCAACAGCCAUUGGGGUAUGCGGUUCAGUUGGGGUUCCCAUGGCCGAUGGUGGCAACCAUGCCAGAAACGAAGAGGGUGGUGACAUUGGACAGUGAUGGCAAUGCUGGCAAAAACGGCCCCUCGUUUGUUGUCGGCAAAAGUGGUAGUACUCAGCUGCCGCGGUACACUGGUGUGCGUCGCGAACGUGAGACUGGAAAGUGGGGUGUCAAGCUUUUGGUGAUGGAAGAUGGGGUUCGGUCACAGAUUCGAUUGGGGGCGUAUACAUCCAAGGAGGAGGCGGCACAUGCGUACGCCGCAGCGGCCUUUGUGACUCGUCCAGGAGAGAGUAUACCGGACACAAAGCAGCUGUCGGCGGCUGAAAAACACAUACUUGAUGGGUGUAACAAGGGCAUCAUGCGGACUCUCGCUCGAGCGCGCAAGUGGUGGCGUUGGAGACAGUGGCGCAAGGCGUAUGAGGAGGAGGAGCGCAAGGGGGCGGACAAAAAUCAGAUGUCACCGACACACUCAAGCGCUAAGAAGAGGAAGAAGGAGGAGCAAGUGUCUUGA